Messenger RNA from Gorilla gorilla gorilla (western lowland gorilla), 4516 nucleotides. It is a transcript of the gene U2SURP, whose product is annotated as U2 snRNP associated SURP domain containing. Gene Ontology annotation, molecular function: RNA binding. Gene Ontology annotation, cellular component: nucleus. Gene Ontology annotation, biological process: RNA processing. The coding region runs from base 1015 to 4119 and encodes 1034 amino acids. The transcript has 32 exons. The record is from RefSeq and is a predicted model, not a curated record. Lineage: Eukaryota; Metazoa; Chordata; Mammalia; Primates; Hominidae.
GAGGGCGCCGGAGCCGGGCAGGGCGGAGAGAUGCGCCAGCGGACUUCUAUUUGGAACUGAGUCCGACAGCUCAGGACUGGCUGCUCAGACUCCACAAUUUAAUGAAAAAUCUCAGAUGAUGCCUCAGAAAACCUCUAACGAUCUGAGGAAUAUAUUAAGGGAUUCCAGAGUCAAAGGCUGAUCAUGGAGGGCAUUGAUGAGGGAAGACUUCAGCACGUUUUUCAGCACCAGGACAAGCAUCAUUGCUCAAGGAGAGCUUGAUUGACAACAGGAAGUUAGAAGGAGUCUGAAUUGUAACAAGUGUGGCAAGAGCACCAAGAUCACUCUGUGUGUGUUCACAGAAAAUGUACCAAAGGGAGAAGCCUUAAAAACAAAUGGCAGGUGUGGGCACCAGAGAAUCAACACAUCGGGAAGAGAAAAAUGGCAUGGUUUUAGUGUAAUUGUAAAAAGGUUGGGUCAAACGCUCCUCUUCUCGGCUUUUCGGGAGCAACCCUAUCUCAACAUUCACCAUCUUAAGAUGAGCAGACUGCAAGUUUGCCUCUCCCACCAGCAUGGGAGCUGCCGAAGCGGCAAGAACAGCGUUUCCGUCCAUCGAGCGCCAGCUCCAGUCCUAUUUUGAGUUGAAGUAAAAGCUCCUCCCUAGAUGGCCAGUGCACGUCUUUAAAAAGCGACUCCUUUCCCACAAAGGAAAUACGACUGGUUCGCAUCUAUCAAGGGUUGGCGUUGGGAUAAGAGAGUGAAGUAUCAGCUGGCCCUGCACAAGGAGAUUCUCUGAAUUCCCGGACCCAAUAACGCGACCAAGCACCGUGACUCCCAGGAAAAGUAGCGGAGUGAGCGCGGCUGAGGAAAUUACUGACACCGGAAGUCACGUGAGCGGCUGCCCCUAAGGUCGCUAUCUCGACAGUCGACUAUUCAGCCUUGCAGGCACCUCUGGCGGGCUUCACUGAGAUCCGCUCUUUCGGUGCUCGACUCGCCCGUGCUGCUGCCGCCGCCGAAGGAGGGGCAAAGCUCAAGAUGGCGGACAAAACGCCAGGCGGAUCUCAGAAGGCCAGUUCAAAGACGAGAUCAUCAGAUGUUCAUUCAUCUGGAUCUUCAGAUGCACAUAUGGAUGCAUCUGGACCCUCAGAUAGUGAUAUGCCAAGUCGGACACGACCUAAGAGCCCAAGAAAACAUAAUUAUAGGAAUGAAAGUGCCCGUGAAAGCCUUUGUGAUUCUCCUCAUCAGAAUCUCUCAAGAGUGAGUAUAGAUAAGCCUCUUCUGGAAAACAAACUUAAAGCAUUCAGUAUUGGAAAAAUGAGUACAGCUAAGCGAACUUUAAGUAAAAAGGAACAGGAAGAAUUAAAGAAAAAGGAGGAUGAAAAGGCAGCUGCUGAGAUUUAUGAGGAGUUUCUUGCUGCUUUUGAAGGAAGUGAUGGUAAUAAAGUGAAAACAUUUGUGCGAGGGGGUGUUGUUAAUGCAGCUAAAGAAGAACAUGAAACAGAUGAAAAAAGAGGUAAAAUCUAUAAGCCAUCUUCAAGAUUUGCAGAUCAAAAAAAUCCUCCAAAUCAGUCUUCCAAUGAAAGACCACCAUCUCUUCUUGUGAUAGAAACCAAAAAACCUCCACUUAAAAAAGGAGAGAAAGAAAAGAAAAAAAGCAAUUUGGAACUCUUCAAAGAAGAAUUAAAGCAAAUUCAAGAAGAACGUGAUGAGAGACAUAAAACAAAAGGCAGAUUAAGUCGAUUUGAACCUCCUCAGUCGGAUUCUGAUGGUCAGCGUCGUUCUAUGGACGCACCUUCAAGAAGAAAUAGAUCAUCUGGUGUUCUUGAUGAUUACGCACCUGGCUCACAUGAUGUAGGAGAUCCAAGCACUACUAAUUUAUACCUUGGAAACAUUAAUCCACAGAUGAAUGAAGAAAUGCUGUGCCAAGAAUUUGGAAGAUUUGGACCGUUAGCCAGUGUGAAAAUCAUGUGGCCUAGAACUGAUGAAGAAAGAGCCAGAGAGAGAAAUUGCGGCUUUGUGGCCUUUAUGAAUAGAAGAGAUGCUGAAAGAGCUUUAAAAAAUUUGAAUGGAAAAAUGAUUAUGUCUUUUGAAAUGAAGUUAGGUUGGGGUAAAGCUGUACCUAUUCCUCCACAUCCAAUAUACAUUCCGCCUUCUAUGAUGGAACAUACGCUUCCCCCACCUCCAUCCGGACUGCCUUUUAAUGCGCAGCCUAGAGAGCGGUUAAAAAACCCUAAUGCUCCUAUGUUACCGCCACCUAAAAACAAAGAGGAUUUUGAGAAGACUCUGUCGCAAGCCAUAGUCAAAGUGGUUAUCCCAACAGAAAGGAAUUUGCUCGCCCUGAUACAUCGAAUGAUAGAGUUUGUUGUACGUGAAGGGCCGAUGUUUGAAGCUAUGAUUAUGAACAGAGAAAUCAACAAUCCUAUGUUCAGGUUCUUAUUUGAAAACCAGACACCAGCCCAUGUUUACUAUAGGUGGAAGCUUUAUUCUAUUCUGCAGGGAGAUUCUCCAACUAAAUGGCGGACGGAAGAUUUUCGUAUGUUCAAAAAUGGAUCUUUUUGGAGGCCACCACCAUUAAAUCCGUACUUGCAUGGCAUGUCAGAAGAGCAAGAAACAGAAGCUUUUGUAGAGGAACCUAGUAAAAAGGGAGCACUUAAGGAAGAACAGAGGGAUAAAUUGGAAGAAAUCUUGCGGGGAUUAACUCCAAGGAAAAAUGAUAUUGGAGAUGCAAUGGUUUUCUGUCUUAAUAAUGCUGAAGCUGCUGAAGAGAUAGUGGAUUGCAUUACUGAGUCGUUGUCCAUCUUAAAGACACCCCUUCCUAAAAAGAUUGCCAGAUUAUAUUUGGUUUCUGAUGUUUUGUACAACUCUUCAGCCAAAGUUGCUAAUGCUUCAUAUUAUAGAAAAUUUUUUGAAACAAAGUUAUGUCAGAUAUUUUCAGACCUCAAUGCCACCUAUCGUACAAUUCAAGGCCAUUUACAAUCUGAAAACUUUAAGCAACGGGUAAUGACUUGCUUCAGAGCGUGGGAAGAUUGGGCAAUUUAUCCAGAACCAUUUUUGAUCAAACUACAAAAUAUUUUCUUAGGACUUGUAAAUAUUAUUGAAGAAAAGGAAACAGAGGAUGUUCCAGAUGACCUUGAUGGUGCCCCCAUCGAGGAAGAGCUUGAUGGUGCACCUCUGGAAGAUGUAGAUGGAAUUCCUAUUGAUGCUACUCCCAUCGAUGAUCUUGAUGGAGUCCCUAUAAAAAGUCUUGAUGAUGAUCUUGAUGGAGUGCCUUUGGAUGCAACUGAAGACUCAAAAAAGAAUGAGCCUAUAUUUAAAGUUGCCCCAUCAAAAUGGGAAGCUGUGGAUGAAUCUGAAUUGGAAGCACAGGCUGUUACAACUUCUAAAUGGGAAUUAUUUGACCAGCAUGAAGAAUCAGAAGAAGAAGAAAAUCAAAAUCAAGAAGAAGAAAGUGAAGAUGAAGAAGAUACUCAAAGUUCCAAAUCUGAAGAACAUCAUUUGUACUCUAAUCCAAUCAAAGAAGAAAUGACUGAGUCUAAGUUCUCUAAGUACUCUGAAAUGAGUGAGGAAAAACGAGCCAAACUUCGUGAAAUUGAGCUCAAAGUUAUGAAGUUUCAGGAUGAAUUGGAAUCUGGGAAAAGACCUAAAAAACCAGGCCAGAGUUUUCAGGAGCAAGUAGAACACUACAGAGAUAAACUUCUUCAACGAGAGAAAGAGAAAGAGUUAGAAAGAGAACGAGAAAGAGACAAGAAAGAUAAAGAAAAAUUGGAAUCUCGCUCCAAAGACAAGAAGGAAAAAGAUGAGUGUACUCCAACAAGGAAGGAAAGGAAGAGGCGACACAGUACCUCCCCCAGCCCAUCUCGCAGUAGCAGUGGUAGACGAGUGAAAUCCCCAUCACCAAAAUCGGAGCGAUCAGAGCGUUCAGAAAGAUCUCAUAAAGAGAGCUCACGGUCCAGGUCAUCUCACAAAGACUCUCCUAGAGAUGUUAGCAAAAAAGCCAAAAGAUCACCAUCUGGUUCAAGGACACCUAAAAGGUCUAGGCGAUCACGGUCUAGAUCCCCUAAAAAAUCAGGAAAGAAGUCCAGAUCCCAGUCCAGAUCUCCACACAGGUCUCAUAAAAAGUCAAAGAAAAACAAACACUGACGUAAAUUUUUAAGAUGCUGUCACUUAUUGGAAAUGCGAUUUGUUUUGUGCCUGAACGGUCUGUUUUUUAAAAAAAACAAAAAAUCAAAUGAAAGAGCAUUCCUGGGGUUUUUUGUUUGUUUGUGUAUGCAUGUGUAAACUCAUGAGCAACUGCAUCUGUAGAUCUGUCAUUGUUUUAUAUUGUGUAAAUUACUUUCAUUGUGGCUAUUUCUCAAGAUGAAAUUUUUAUUGUUCUAAUGGAUUUCAUCAGAAAUGUGUAUAAUGGAUCUGCUGACAGUAGUAGUAUUUUGUUUUAGGAUGUUGUGACUUAGCAAAAAUAAUACAGAUGUCUUCCCCCCUUUUGUAGCUUUGCCAGUUUGAAUUAGAUUUCAAAUAAAAUCUGAACAGAAAACUAUAA